Messenger RNA from Oryctolagus cuniculus (rabbit), 16367 nucleotides. The record is from RefSeq and is a predicted model, not a curated record. Lineage: Eukaryota; Metazoa; Chordata; Mammalia; Lagomorpha; Leporidae.
AUAUUGUUAACUAGAAUGAAAAAUUAAGUCUCUCUGUAAGUAGUUUCAGAUUUUUAGAGUGAAAAGGUUGUACAUGAAGAUGAUUCCGCUCUUCUUCUGUCAGUCCUCAGUAGGAUCUUAAGUGAAUCAACCCCUCCCACUUCAGAGACGAACUUGUUGAAUAUAAUGCAUUAACUUAACUGUGCGUGAUUUCUCUAAAAUCCUUCGGUUAAUUGUAGCACACAGGUGUUUCAUUUAACUUUUUAUUCUUCACAUGCUCCAACACGUAUUAAAUAUCUACUUUGCCUGGAACUUCAUUGUUCCUGUUCAGCUCCACAACUGUCAGUACAACAGCUGCUGUCUCAGGAUUGUGAAGGAGGAUGCAAAUCCAGAGAAGUUACAUCCCUCACCCAUAGUUCACAGUUCAGUACCGGGCAGGUCUGAGGUUUAAACUCAUAUCAACUGACAGAGUUCCUUUUUUUUUUUUGGUAUUCUUUCUCCUAUCUCAUGUUGAAUUUUUUGUUUUCUCUGAUUUUCCAGAAAGGAUUUUGAAAUCUGCCUUAAAAUUGAUUUGUGUCAUUGGAAUGAAUAAACAAUAUUGGCAAACACUAAUGCUAUAAGACCAUUUUUUUAUGCUAGUUGUCAUCUUUUCCAUAAUUUAAAUUUCUAGCAAAAGUUUGCAAUGUUUCAUCUAACUUACGGGCAGCAGUUGAAUGUGUCUUCAGUCUUUGUAAAUUCUCAGGAUUUGGCAGGAAACCAUGACUUGAUAAGUGUAAUCUGGGACAACUUCUGUGAAUAACGCCCUGCAUUCCUGGGGUGCAGGAGCAAGAUAGUAAGCUUCUUGACAACUAGGCAGACAUUGGAUCAGCGAGGAAGUCCUUAGUUUAAGAUGAGAGAAUUGUCACAGAAAUACUCACAGCAGAAUAGAGCAUGUGUGCCGCCCGCCGCAGAGUGGGCUGUGCCUCAGUCAUCCAGACUGAAGUACCGGCAGUUAUUCAACAGUCACGACAAGACUAUGAGUGGACACCUAACAGGUCCACAAGCAAGAACUAUUCUCAUGCAAUCAAGUUUACCACAGGCUCAGUUGGCUUCAAUCUGGAAUCUUUCUGACAUUGAUCAAGAUGGAAAACUCACAGCAGAAGAAUUUAUCCUGGCUAUGCACCUAAUAGAUGUAGCUAUGUCUGGCCAACCGCUGCCACCUGUCCUGCCUCCGGAAUACAUUCCACCUUCCUUUAGGAGAGUUCGGUCUGGCAGCGGUAUAUCUGUCAUAAGCUCAGCCUCUGUAGACCAGAGGUUACCAGAGGAACCAGUGUUAGAAGACGAACAGCAACAAUUGGAAAAGAAAUUACCUGUCACAUUUGAAGAUAAGAAGCGGGAGAAUUUCGAACGUGGCAACCUGGAGUUGGAGAAACGAAGACAGGCUCUGUUGGAGCAGCAGCGCAAGGAGCAAGAGCGCUUGGCCCAGCUGGAGCGAGCGGAGCAGGAGAGGAAAGAGCGGGAACGCCAGGAGCAAGAACGCAAAAGACAACUGGAGCUGGAGAAGCAGCUGGAAAAGCAACGGGAGCUGGAGCGGCAGAGAGAGGAGGAGAGGAGGAAAGAAAUAGAGCGGCGAGAGGCUGCAAAACGGGAACUUGAAAGGCAACGGCAACUUGAAUGGGAACGGAAUCGGAGACAAGAACUUCUCAAUCAAAGAAACAAAGAACAAGAGGACAUAGUUGUACUGAAAGCGAAGAAAAAGACCUUGGAAUUUGAAUUAGAAGCUCUAAAUGAUAAAAAGCAUCAACUGGAAGGAAAACUUCAAGAUAUUAGAUGUCGUUUGACCACCCAAAGGCAAGAAAUUGAGAGCACAAACAAAUCCCGAGAGUUGAGAAUCGCUGAGAUCACUCACCUCCAGCAGCAGUUACAGGAGUCUCAGCAGAUGCUUGGAAGACUUAUUCCCGAGAAACAGAUACUCAAUGACCAACUAAAGCAAGUUCAACAAAACAGUCUGCACAGAGAUUCACUUCUUACACUCAAAAGAGCCCUAGAAGCAAAAGAACUAGCUCGGCAACAGCUUCGAGACCAACUAGAUGAAGUGGAAAAAGAAACGAGAUCAAAACUGCAGGAGAUUGAUAUUUUCAAUAAUCAGCUGAAGGAACUAAGAGAAAUGCAUAAUAAACAACAACUCCAGAAACAAAAGUCCAUAGAGGCUGAGCGACUGAAACAGAAAGAACAGGAGCGAAAGAUAAUAGAAUUAGAGAAACAGAAAGAGGAAGCCCAAAGACGAGCUCAGGAGCGGGACAAGCAGUGGCUGGAGCACGUGCAGCAAGAGGAUGAGCAUCAGCGGCCAAGAAAACUCCAGGAUGAGGACAAGCUAAAGAGGGAAGAGAGUGUCAAGAAGAAGGAGGGCGAGGAAAAAGGCAAACAGGAAACGCAAGACAAGCUGAGUCGCUUUUUCCAUCAACACCAAGAACCAGCUAAGCCAGCUGUCCAAACACCCUGGCCCACCGCAGAAAAAGGCCCUCUUACCAUUUCUGCUCAGGAGAAUGUGAAAGUGGUAUACUACCGAGCACUGUACCCCUUUGAAUCCAGAAGUCAUGAUGAGAUCACUAUCCAGCCGGGAGACAUAGUCAUGGUUAAAGGGGAAUGGGUGGAUGAAAGCCAAACUGGAGAACCGGGAUGGCUUGGAGGAGAAUUAAAAGGAAAAACAGGAUGGUUCCCUGCAAACUAUGCAGAGAAAAUACCAGAAAACGAGGUUCCCACUCCAGCCAAACCAGUGACUGAUGCCACAUCUGCCCCUGCCCCAAAACUGGCUCUGCGUGAGACGCCUGCCCCUUCAGUGGUGAGCUCUUCCGAGCCCUCCACCACCCCCAACAACUGGGCCGACUUCAGCUCCACGUGGCCCAGCAGCACGAAUGAAAAACCAGAAACGGAUAACUGGGAUGCGUGGGCAGCCCAGCCUUCGCUCACUGUCCCCAGCGCCGGCCAGUUAAGGCAGAGAUCGGCCUUUACUCCAGCCACAGCCACCGGCUCCUCCCCUUCUCCUGUGCUAGGCCAGGGUGAAAAGGUGGAGGGCCUACAAGCACAAGCCCUGUAUCCUUGGAGAGCCAAAAAAGACAACCAUUUAAAUUUUAACAAAAAUGAUGUCAUCACCGUCCUGGAACAGCAAGACAUGUGGUGGUUUGGAGAAGUUCAAGGUCAGAAGGGUUGGUUCCCCAAGUCUUACGUGAAACUCAUUUCAGGGCCCAUAAGGAAAUCUACAAGCAUGGAGUCUGGUCCUUCAGAAAGUCCCGCCAGCCGAAAAAGAGGAGCUUCCCCGGCCGCGAAGGCCACGGCCGCUUCGGGAGAAGAGUUUAUUGCCAUGUACACUUACGAGAGUUCUGAGCAAGGAGACUUAACCUUUCAGCAAGGGGAUGUGAUUUUGGUUACCAAGAAAGAUGGUGACUGGUGGACGGGAACAGUGGGCGACAAGUCCGGAGUCUUCCCUUCUAACUAUGUGAGACUUAAAGAUUCAGAGGGCUCUGGAACUGCUGGGAAAACAGGGAGUUUAGGAAAAAAACCUGAAAUCGCUCAGGUCAUCGCCUCGUACACCGCUACAGGCCCCGAGCAGCUCACUCUGGCCCCUGGUCAGCUGAUUCUGAUCCGAAAAAAGAACCCAGGCGGAUGGUGGGAAGGAGAGCUCCAAGCACGUGGAAAAAAGCGCCAGAUAGGCUGGUUCCCAGCUAAUUAUGUAAAACUUCUAAGUCCUGGGACGAGCAAAAUCACUCCAACGGAGCCACCCAAGUCCGCGGCGUUGCCCGCAGUGUGCCAGGUGAUCGGGAUGUACGAUUACACCGCGCAGAACGACGACGAGCUGGCCUUCAACAAGGGCCAGAUCAUCAACGUCCUCAACAAGGAGGACCCCGACUGGUGGAAAGGAGAAGUGAACGGACAAGUGGGGCUCUUCCCAUCCAAUUACGUGAAGCUGACCACAGACAUGGACCCAAGCCAGCAAUGGUGUUCAGACUUGCAUCUCCUGGAUAUGUUGACCCCGACGGAGAGAAAGCGACAAGGCUACAUCCAUGAGCUCAUUGUCACCGAGGAGAACUACGUGAAUGAUCUGCAGCUGGUCACAGAGAUCUUUCAGAAACCCCUGAUGGAGUCUGAGCUGCUGACAGAAAAAGAGGUUGCUAUGAUUUUUGUUAACUGGAAGGAGCUGAUUAUGUGUAAUAUCAAACUACUGAAGGCGCUGCGGGUCCGCAAGAAGAUGUCUGGGGAGAAGAUGCCGGUGAAGAUGAUCGGCGACAUCUUGAGCGCCCAGCUGCCGCACAUGCAGCCGUACAUUCGCUUCUGCAGCUGCCAGCUCAACGGAGCCGCCCUGAUCCAGCAGAAGACGGAUGAGGCCCCGGACUUCAAGGAGUUUGUCAAGAGACUGGCAAUGGAGCCCAGAUGUAAAGGGAUGCCUCUUUCCAGUUUUAUACUGAAGCCCAUGCAGCGGGUGACAAGAUACCCCCUGAUCAUUAAAAAUAUCCUGGAAAACACUCCUGAAAACCACCCUGACUACAGCCACCUGAAGCACGCCCUGGAGAAGGCGGAAGAGCUGUGUUCGCAGGUGAACGAGGGCGUGCGUGAGAAGGAGAACUCCGACCGGCUGGAGUGGAUCCAGGCGCACGUGCAGUGCGAGGGCCUGUCCGAGCAACUUGUGUUCAAUUCAGUGACCAACUGCUUGGGGCCACGCAAGUUUCUGCACAGCGGGAAACUCUACAAGGCCAAGAGCAACAAGGAGCUCUACGGUUUCCUGUUCAACGACUUCCUCCUGCUGACCCAGAUCACCAAGCCUUUGGGGUCUUCCGGCACCGACAAAGUCUUCAGCCCCAAAUCCAACCUGCAGUAUAAAAUGUACAAAACCCCUAUUUUCCUAAACGAGGUUCUAGUGAAAUUACCCACGGACCCUUCUGGUGAUGAACCCAUCUUCCACAUUUCCCACAUCGACCGGGUCUACACCCUCCGAGCAGAAAGCAUAAACGAGAGGACCGCCUGGGUGCAGAAGAUCAAAGCCGCCUCUGAACUCUACAUAGAGACGGAGAAGAAGAAGCGGGAGAAGGCUUACCUGGUGCGGUCCCAGAGGGCAACGGGCAUUGGAAGGCUGAUGGUGAACGUGGUAGAGGGCAUUGAGCUGAAGCCCUGCCGGUCACACGGAAAGAGCAACCCCUACUGCGAGGUGACCAUGGGCUCCCAGUGCCACAUCACCAAGACGAUCCAGGACACCCUGAACCCCAAGUGGAAUUCCAACUGCCAGUUCUUCAUCAGAGACCUGGAGCAGGAAGUGCUGUGCAUCACCGUGUUCGAGAGGGACCAGUUCUCACCCGAUGAUUUCUUGGGUCGAACAGAGAUCCGUGUGGCUGACAUCAAGAAAGACCAGGGCUCCAAGGGGCCAGUUACAAAGUGUCUCCUGCUGCACGAAGUCCCCACAGGAGAGAUUGUGGUCCGCUUGGACUUACAGUUGUUUGACGAGCCGUAGGGAGCGGCUCAGCACGUGCUCGGAGGAGCUCCCACCUGAGGCAGCAGGUGCUGUCUGGCAUUUGUGUUCCUUCGCUCGGCAUCCCUGGCGUUCAGCCACAGGGCAAUGGGACAGCAAAGACAGGCCCCCAGAGCGUCUAGGAAUCCUUGACAAUCCUGCCCCACCCUCCAAACAACCUCUCCUGUUAUGAAACGAGACUGUGUCUUCCUUGCCCCUCACCGCAGGUGUCAUCAUGGUUUCUAGGGUCUCUGAACUCCCAGAGCCCCAAGCUAACCUCAGCUGGGAGUCUGGCUCCGCCCAGGCUCUGGGCCCGGGUCUGAUGAUUAGAAAUCAGAUUUCUACAUGCAGUGUCUGUAUUUUUUUUUUUUUUUUUGAGAACUCAUGUAAUCCUCUUAUUUCUUACCUUCCUGCUGCCCCCAGUAGACUCCUUGGCCUGCAAUGCCCAGUCCCCGGAUGUUUAGAAACAAUCGUGAUGGUCCUGUCAUUGCUUUGAAAUCCCAUUGCCCACCAGGGAGAUGCUAAGAUGGUCUCACGGGAGCUGACCCACCCAUGGGAGAUGCCAACAUGUGUGCUGUGACCGCCGUUCCAUUCCCCUCUAGGCCUUGUCUGAGACGUAUGUCAAUGAAACACACUGUUGCGUACCAUCAGGUGACUCAGUUCUGGUCUGCGGCACGCUCGGAAGAUGACCGAGGGAGCGUGUCCUCCACAGAGCUGCACUCUGCUGGAUCACAUCCUGUGGGCCACCGGGAGGACAGCUUGACCGUGUCACCAAGUCCUGGUUACUAGACAUUGGUGGAGAGGGCUCUCAGGGCUCCCAGGGCCCUGUGCUGUGUCCUGACAACAGUCGCUGCUGAGAGCCAGCUCUUAGGCCUAUUCUGUGCUUGAAUGUACUGGAUUCCGGUCGUCAUGGGAAAUUGCAGUGGCCGUAUUUGGCAUAUUCCCCCCAAAAAGACAUGUUCUAGAUCUCCCAGGUGUGUGACAAGAGAAAAUGACAAGCAGGAGGCAGGGUGGAGAGGCACGAGGGAAAUCCACUACGUGAUGAGGGAAAGCCCAUAGGAGCAUGCAGGCCCACAAGCCCAAGGAUGUGGGUCUCACACACGUCAAUGUCUGAGUUACAGGGAGACACGUGCAUGCCUGUUGCCAGGGUCAGGAGGGAAUGGCCAUGGGCCAAGCUGUUUGGUUUGAGUUCUUAGAUUCUUUCCCCUUAAAUGCCAGGAGUUAGGCCGGUUAAUUAGAAUAAUAACGGUUUGCUAAUGAAAAGCGUGGGCCAUAUUUUGUUCGCAUGUUAAUGUUCUCAUAAUCCCAGUUGGUUGUGGCCAUGAGGUUUUUCUCUGCAUGUCCUCUUGGUGCGAGUCUGGCUUUCCUGCGUUAGGUGGUAUUCUCUUUGAUUGCUGGUCCUUAGAAUUUAAUUAGGGGUGUAGAAGUGCUUUCUAAAUGAUAGCGUCAGCAUAGUGGUAGAGUACCCGUUUUGCUGGGAACUGUAGUGUUUUUAAUUUUCCAUGAGAACCUGUCAUGUUUCAAUCAAUUUUUAAAAAGUGUGUGUUGGAAAGGACAACAAAGUUUACAUUUCAUACUUUUAAGAAACACUUUAUUAUUUAUUUAUUGAAAAUAGUGUAGAAUUUUGUAUUGAGGACAACAGACAUAAGUAUUUUUUGAAACAAGCCGAUAUAUCCUUUAGUUAGAACUUUUAACUGAAUAUGUUAUAGACCAAGUUUAACUUCAGGCAUGAUUUGUUUACCAUUUCCCAGCAGAAAACAUGGUAAAAUACUUUAAGUUUAUAUUUUUUGAUGUUGUUAAGAAACUUUCAAAUUAAAUCUAUAAAUAGAUGUGCAACUCAUGCCUUCCUAAUUCUGUAACCAAUAGAGUUUGUUCAGUGCAGUUCCGAAGGACAUGUUAUUAUGGUAGGAAGAAGUAUUAAAUGUAUAAAUGGGGUAGUGUGGAGCCACCAUUCCAGCCCCUUUCUUUCUGUUCUCUCUUUUCUUCAUGGACUUUAUUUUCGUGUUAGUGUUGGACAUCACUGUUCGAGUUGGCAGGAUGUGUUGUGUACAACAACACAGGGAACCUCUUAGGUCACAGGUCCUACCCCAGAGUCCCAUCCUUUGGGAUUAAUGUAGCAUGAAAAAGCAAUAUGUGUGUCUUCUGCCCCAGGUGGCUUUACCAAGCGUCCUUGAGAUGCCCCGUAGUGCGACAAGUUCUGCAUUAGCGCCCUGGUGUGCGUUCGCUGGUGUCAUUUGCAAUGUGACUGACUGUACUUACGGAUGAGCUGGACUGACCCCCAGAUCCGGCUGUGACUCAUGAGUCAUGUCUGGGGUGGAGGGGAGUGGGUGGUUCCUGGAGUCUUAAGCCCUUGGACAUCCAUCCUUCACUGUGGCCUUUUUGAUCAUCUCGGCUACACUUCAGAGAGAUGGAAUGCCCCUUGCCAAUGAGAAAUAUGCUUUCUAGAUCUUCUUUUCCUCUAAAUACAGGGUUUCUUUAGGUCAUGCCUCCUUGCAAGUAUUUUUCUUUUUUUGGGCCACACUGAUAGCUCCCUGUAUGCUCUGACCCAAGAAGAGGCUUUGCUGGUCACCUGGCUGUGCUGUGACCCUCAGGCAUCCCAAGAACACCUGAGAGCCCUGAAGACAGGAGCCCUGGAGCCGGGCGUUCUUCCUAGACCAGCUUCCGUGAAGGGACCAUCCACUUCCCGGUCUUUCUGGGGCAGAACUGAGAUCUCCCCUGCCAGGUAGUUAGACAGCAUCAUCUCCUGGAAUCAGGUCUUCUGUGACCACAGGAGCCUGAGGAUGUGGUUAAUUCAGACACAGGCCUGACCCGAGAUGGGAAGAGGGCUGGAGCCCCCAGAAAUGCUUGCGAAGCUGGAGCCAGGCUUCCCAGUCUGACCGUUUGCUGACGAUGGAGCCCUGUCUUCUGAUAGCACAGGCCCAAGCCCUGCUCUUGAGAGACAUUAAUGGAAGAGGCGCUAUGGCUUUUCUGCUUUGCUUUUUGAAUGCCCUUGGGCAGGAUCUACAUUUAUGAAACUAACUGAUUUCAGCUGGCUGAGUUGCCCUGGGUUUAACUGGGCGGAAGGGAUCCCAUCAGAAAGUGGGUGAGUUUACUGCUUGCAAGAUGUCUGCUCCAGUGCCCCGUGCCAGAACCUCAGGUGUCCUCCCAGGGCGUGGCCCAGGAGGUCAGGGGAAGGCAGUACUAAAGCCCCCUGGGGGAAGAUGCCUUCCAAGGCCAGGUAGGGGCUUGCUGGGGGCGAGUGGGAAGACCCUGAACCCUCCGGAGCUCAGAUCAAGGCAGCAAUGGACAAGGCGCUGCUGGUUGGGUUUCAGAGGUGGAGACCUUGGCAUGUAGUUCAGAGCUUGCCAAUACCUGGUAGGAGAAGAAAACGAACGUUCCGCCUCUACUACAAGUUGCUUUUCCUCGUUGGUUGGGCCUUCUUGAUUCGUUUGAAGGACACUUGCUCAAGGAAUUUCCAUUGGAAACACAAAGGAUGGCUUGAGUUGAUUCUUUUAUUCCCCCUUCCCUUUCAGGGUUGGAGAUGUGCUCUGUGGCAGAUGCCGGCCCGUCACAGGGGCGGCUGGUAUACCCUAGGUGUGAGGGGGGUUGUGUCGGGCUUGCGCUUCGGGUGAGCGUGCAGUGGCUCUGCAGGACGUACUCGCAUUACAAGUUGGAGAAAGGGAGGGGAUGAGAACUUGUGUGGCUUCUAGGUGUCAGCUCUUUCGCUCAUCCCAGGCUGAAGGGUAAUAAGUAGCAACUCAGUGACGUCCUCAGUGUGGUGUGCAUCUCGCUAGGGGGCGCUGGGCAAAACUAACACCUCCUUCUCUUUGCACCCUGGGGUCUGACGCACCUGCCAGGGACCUCCUGUCUUUCGCCAGGAACAACCCAGGCCAGCUGCCAAGACUCGCCUGGCAGUGCCCUGAGUUGCGUUUUGCAGGGACCACGCAGCAUUAGAUAAAUACCGUUGCAAACCUUCUUCCUCCUCCUCUGCUCUAGAGCAGCCCAGGGAAACCCGGGUCUUGUGUUUCUCUCUGUUUCUGAUCCGUUCGCUCACAGGGCCUGCCGAAGAGAGACCCUUCAGGGAAGGCUGGGUUAGGUGGGGCUUGGCGGGCCAGCCGGGGUUCUGGGACAGAUCCAGGGACAGAAGCAGGCUGGUGGAGUGGCAGGGGCUUCCCUGGACCAGGCCUGACCUCGCUGCUCCAGGAAGCACCCUCCGCCGCUGCCUCCUGCAGGUGGACACAUAGCUCCCUGGGGAGGAUCUUUUUUCUUUCUAGCACCCUGUAUUUGCCUGCCUGCCUGCCUGGGCCAAUGCCAUUGCCAUAGGAAGUCAGGCCUGUGGUUGUCUGUGAGGCUGUACUCCCAAGGUGGUAUCAUAAAGCAGUCGAAGAAUGGGCAGAAAGCAAGGCCGAGGGUCCAAAGAAAGCAAAACAGGCCACCCAGCGCCCCCUGCAGCCCUUCGGCUAACUUGCUUUUGCCGGCGUUAGACACCUGGGAGGCCACGUUCCCUGUGGCUUCCUCCUUUCUGGGGGCUCCUCAGAGCAGGCCGUUCCGGGGGGUGACGCAGCCUGGACCCCUUUGCAACCCUUGCUGUCCCCACACGCCAGCCAUGGCAUGAUUCGGAUGGCGAUUUGAUUCAUCCCCGCUGUCCUUGUCCCCAGUGCGGUGGCCCCUAGAAGCGGGGAGGUGCCCCCAAGGUCUAAGUUGGUUGGUUCUGAUGCGUCAGUGCCGCCUUGAGGGAUUGUUUGAAGUCCUGGAGCACUCCUGACGUUGGGUAUGACUCCAGGAAGGCGCUGGCUGGGCUGCAGCCCCCGCCCCAGCGUCUUUUCUGAGUGAGGUCCCCGUGCUCCAUUGUACUUGGAAAGCAGUUGUUUAUUUGAGCUGGAGUAAAGGAAAGUUCUAGAACUCCUGCUUCCUCACCUUGCAUUGUAUCAGAUCCACGAUCUGUGUUUAGGUCACCAGGCUCAGCACACCCUUCCAUCUGUAGGAGGCAGAAAAGACUCCGUCCCUGCGGGGUAUGGACAAUGUCUUCCACCUGUAGGAUAGCAGUGGCCACCAGUUCUCAGGGGCAUCGGAACCCAGAGGCCAACACACCGUACAGUCUGGGCUGGGCUCUCCCAGGGAUGUCAUCAGUAGCCCGAUAGUGCAUCGCUUGUCCUGGGAACCCCCAUGCUGGUCCUGGCUACCAUCCAAGGGGCCGGGGGACAGCGGGAGGGGCCUGCCUCUGUGUCUUAUAAGCCCAAUUGUAGGUCUCAUCUUAGGUCAUUUAAAUAAUACCCAAUGCUUUUAGAAAUUCGUAUCAUUCUGCAUUCGACUCUUCAGGCCUGUGUGGAUCCAUCUGUUCCUCCACUGGACGGCACUGCCUUUGUUCCGGCCCUGGGGGAGCCGGCUAACAUCCCCCCGGGAGCAGCUUUGACCCUGCGUGCGGUUGUCGUAUUUCAGGGUACAUGUGCUCCCGGUGUAGGCCAGAGCGUGUUGUGAGCUGUGCUUCAACAGAGUUCCGUCCUGUUCUCUAUUCCAGCGUAUCUUGGUCCUGCCCCCCGACGAGUGUAAAUAUUUCAGUAUUCAAAGCUCCCAGAGGAGACCUGUGUGUCCAGAAGUGGGCUUGUCGGGUCAGCCCUGAAAACAGUCAGCGUUUCUCUGCCGUCUCCUGAGACCCCAGCAGCAGCCCAGGCUGCUUUUCCUGCAGGAGUAGAUUUGCACGUGGGGAAGUAUCGUUCCGUGCAUCUCAAGCUCUGUCCCUUCGCCCUUCUCCUCUUACACCCAGCUCUCCCGUUUCCUCCUACCAUCUGCAGGGAGCGGCCCAGGGCCGGGCCAGUGGCUUGUUGCCUGGCCGCAGCCCAGGGGGCAGAGGGGACUUCCUGUCCCACAGGCAGGUCCCAAGCUGCUGGCUCCAUCUACCGCCGCUCCGGGGCAUUGCCCUGGUGAGAGUCAGAAGGCGCUUGCUGGUGGCUGAGCGCGCUGGAGAUGGGGGCGGGAAUGUGGGCGGGGCAGAGCUUGGCGCUGGCCCAGGCCUGGGAGGCGGGAAGCAGGAGUGGGAAGGAAGCUAGGAUUAAGUGUGGGGCUGGAACCCAGUGCUCCUGGGGCACCUGGUGAGGUUGUGCUGGGGUUGGGGUGCCCCUGCCACCCAGACCCCGUUUCUAAAUUGAAGGUGCCCCAACCCCCAUUGCUGGGUGGGGCAAGGCUGGCUAGGGGAGGACCCCCCCUCCUACACCCGGCUCCUGGGGUUGGCUACCUGAGUCUCUCCAGGCCAACUUUGACCUCUGGAAUCGGAGCUGGAGAGAACUUGCAGGUGGAAUGCAGUGGCUCACGGUGUAUGUGUGAGUGUGUGUGUUGUAUGUGAGAACAUGUGUGUUGUGUGUGUUUGUGUGACUAUGUAUGUUGUGUGUGUGUGUUGGCACCGGCAACAGGGGACAGAGGCCGAAUGGACAGCAGAUGGACGGGGAGGCACCAGCGAUGCUGGCCCAACCCUCCCCUGGUCACACUCAGGGCCAAGUGUAAAACGGGAACGCGGGUCCCUUGUUCAAGACGAUGAACUUCAAGGUGGCGGCAGCCCCUUUAGAGAGAGGGCCCUGUGUGAGCGUGCAGCUCGCCCACCCCGGCCCUGCCCGCUGCGCUGUCUGCAGGUUCUUACGGCAGGGGGUGGGGGGGUGGGGUGGGGGUGGGGCUUCGUCCUGUGGCUCUUUCCUUGGAAAGGUCUCCGGCAGGCAGGGAAGGGCGGGGUGGACCUGCUUCCCGGAUGUCUGCUUGCUGUUUCCUAAAAGCACAAAUGGACAGGACGAGGAGAGGUUAGGGCACCUGCGUGCCCGUGGCUGCAGAGGGGGCGGCAGGGCUGGGCUCCAGGCUUGUACACUGAAGGCACGGUGGCCCUGAGCCCUGCGCCAGUGAACCCCACUUUGAAACAAAGCCCUUUCUGUGGUUGCAGUCACCCGCUGGGGGGCUCCCCCCACCUUUGCUGUGAGGCUUCGGGAGGGACCUGGGAGCCCUCAGUGCCGCCUGCCCCGUGCCUGGACACUUGUCCCUCCUGCCACCCUCCCCGGGUGCCUGGGAGACAGCGGCUUCUGAGGGUGCAGCUCCCCAGCUGGGCUCCCCCCAGACGCAUGGCUGUGACGCAGGGGGACGUUAGGAGACGGGAUAGGACCUGCUGUGUCUAACCUCGCGUUCCAGACGCCCUGGCACGGCCCCACCCUAGCGUGCUCCUCUGCUUGUCCGCUCUGUUCUUUGCUGACUUCCACUUUCACUGGGCUGUAAGCUCCACAACUUGGGCGGUUCUGUUUGCUUCCCGCCCAAAGGUCUCCUUUCUACACCUUCAGAGCAAUAACCCUUUCUGUGGCUCACGACCCUGUCCCUGAUGGUAACGUUUGCCAAGUAAAAAAUGUUGGCAGAAGUUCAGACAGAAGCUGCAAACCCACCUCCCAUGGAUUUGGCUGAGUCACCUGGAAGGCAGUGGCAAAUCCUAGCUUUGUUUCCAUGGGGCUUGCAACCUUCCAGACUGCAGAGAGUUCUGGAAGCAUUCCCCAGAGGCGUUUAACUCAGGUGGAGUCCCCGUUGGUUUUAACGAAUGGGCUUUGGGAGGUAUGUUUUUAUAAAUCAACAUCGUUAAAAUGUCACUUCUUCCCUGGGACAGAGGGGAGUGUCUGGCAAGAGUGCUGUUGAUGGUGUUCAGGUUGAGCCAUGCCUUUAAAGCAUACAUCACCAGUAGCCCGAAUACCUUUAAACUGUGAAACCAACCUCAGACCUUGUCCCUGUCGUCUGCCUCGUCCCCUUCUCUCGCGUUGCCUGUGUGGGUGGCGGGCUUGGUGACCAUCACUCCCGUGGCACUGCCUUAGCUCCCUCGGUUUUGUGCCCUCACAUGUAGAGCGGGUGCACCAGUGUGUAAACAUGUGUAUACAGACGAGGAACGGCAAUGAAAAUGUCCUGUGUAUGAUAAUCAGCUCGCAGCCUACAGUUCUCUGCGUCUCUCGCAAACAAUGUAGAACGUAGCCACAUCACGUGGCAUCAGAACAGCCAUGAUGUGGAAGAGACUAUGUUGUUAAAUGUUGCAAACACUAACACAGAUUCUGUAGUCAACAAAUAUUUAACUUGUUAUUGUAAAAUGUGACUUGUCAUUGAGAGAUUAUUUUUCUGUAUGUAUAUGAGAGUAUUUUAGGAAUCUAAUUUAAGUGCAUACUACUAUAGAAAAAAAAAAAUCUAAACCUAUUCCAGGAGUAGCAAAUGCUCAAUCAGAUUACUUGGGUCCAACCCUACUAAAUUUCUUAUAUUAAAAAAGAAACACUCUAAGUUGUAUAUGUUAGAAGUCUAAAGGAACCCCUCACCCCCACCCCCGCCCCCAGGGAAAGGGUGGUACCGCAGUAAACAGAAAGGCACCUGUUGGCCGUGGCCUUGGUGAGACCUCAGCAUCGCAGACAGGUUUGUGCAGACGCUGUGCUCUGAGGGGCGCCCGUGUCAGGGACGAGGAGGAGUGGAGAGCUGGUUUCCAUCAGGCCCACUUGCCACUGGAGCUUCCCUGGGUCCAGGCAGCCUGGUCAGGAAGGGGGGCUGCCCCGGCCACUGCUUGGAGAAGGCAGGGAGGCCGCCUGACUUCAGGGUCCCCCUCCUACUCCUCCUAGAUACUAGGCAUAUCCCCCCAGUGCUGGCCCUGUCCACAGAGCAUCCCCACCCUAAGAGUGUGUGGCUGAGCGGGUGCGAGGGUGAGGAUGCACUUUAUCCCCAUGGAGACCCCAAGGGCGAGAGGCCUUCCUCCCUUUCCCAUCCCUCUUCCCAGGGAACUUCUCAGAAGGCCGGGCUGCCUCGGGGGCACAGACUUUCUCUACUCCCCACCAAGGAAGUCCCUGGAGGUCACCCUAGGAGGGCUCCACAAAGCUCGCUGCAGGCUGGAAUUGCUACCGGCAUGCAAAGAGCUGCCUUCUGGGGUUUGAGGGCAUUGCACAGCGGUCAUGGCUGGUGGGAAGCUUAGGGCUGCUGGCUUGUGCGGCCACAUUGUGGGUGAGCGCUGGGGUCUCAGCACUUCUUUCAACAGCUGCGUGUCUCAGUUCCCUUUGGAUAGGACCGAAAUUGAGGGGUGUUUGAGUGCAGGUGACUCCCUGGACUCCAGGGGUGGGAGAAGCUGGGAUUUCUGGAAGCUUCCUGGAACCUAUAAAGGCAUACGGAUAAUCUGCCCAUCACCUUGAGUGGCUGGUAACUGGCUGUACCCCCAAGGAUGUAGCCGUUUAGAUUCUGUGUCCAGGUGUAGUCUGGGAAGCAAGUACAACCAGCACGCCCUGGCCCACCCACCCUCCUAGGCCUUGACUCCCUUCCCCUCAGGACGCCCUCUCGGCAGGGAUGCGAGUGGGGACAGCUCUGGUGGCUGGCAAACCCUCUCCAUUAGCCUCUGCCUGUUUGGAAAAGGUGACCGGUCAGAUCAUGAGUACCUUGAGUUUGCGGCGACACAUGGGCCGCACUGCUGGUGGCCUGUCGCUUCCCGCACAGCCCUGCCCGGGGUGGGGACGGAGCCACCCCUCGGCGCACGUCCUGCUGACUGUAAUAUACUUCUGUUGCCAAACGAUGGAAUGGUUCAGUUUUCCGUAAGAGGAAGACUUUGUCGUCUGCUGUGUAACGCGAAUGCAGUUCUCAAAAUUACUAGUUGCAAUUAUAAAUUGUUCAAUCAUGUGUUUGUCUAAGGUUCCAUGAAACAGGGCCAAAACACUAGGUUUCCUUUGUCAGUUUCAAAGAAGCCUAGGCUGGUUUUGCUGUUUGAGUGUCCGUGCGGCACCUCAUGUGUGGAAUGUUCAAUUUUCCUGGUUUCAACCACGGCGACUCCGUUGGCCGGUUUUCCGUUCGAUCAGUGGUGACAUCAGUACAUGCGGCGGUUCCUCUGUACCUUGAACCUGAAAAGAACGACCUGUCCAGAGCAACCCUCUCGGUCACUUUGACCUGUCCGGUUUAAACUCCUGGUUCAUGCAUGAGACGAGGAAAGCUACCUCUGCUCAGCGGGUUGUUCGGGAUCCUUUGUGCCCCGCCUCGCCCUGAGCGCCCAGGGAGCCGAGAGCCCUGCCCCUGCGUGUCUCCUGCUCCUGCAGGUAAGGGCGCACUCAGGCAAGGAGAAUCAAGCAGCAACAAACCUCCAAGACCAACCGGCUGCCCUUCCGAGGCUUCCCGCCGCCUUCAGACACACGUCGGCCCCACUCGAGCCGAGGAUUUCCGAGAAACGGACUUCCGCAUGGGCAACCCGAGAAAGGCUGCGGGCUGGGCGGCCGCGAGAGGCCGAGCUCCUAUCCCCUUCAGAGGGGCUGCGCUGGACUUCUGCCGAGAGGCGUCUCCUGCCAACAACCCUGUGUGUUCAGAACUUGGACUUCCAACCUGGGGCGCCGCCUGCCAGCCCAGCACCCGAUCUCACUGGUACCUGAAUCUCACCGUACUGUUUGUGUUUCUAUUCUUUUGUUCCGAGUUCGAGGCAAUUCUUCCAUCUUUCAUCCCUGAUUUCAGAGACUAUGAAUAAAUCCUGUAAGUUCUCUAGUUGGCUUGGACCCUGGUUGAACUGUUACAGGCCCUAAAUGCAGCGUGUCUGCCUUUUCUAAGCCAGCAAGCCCCAUCUCUGAUAAUCGUAAAGACCACGACUUAGGUCCUUUUUCGCUUGGUUUUAGAAGUUGUAAAAAGAAAUCAGAGGUGGGCGUUUGGUGUAGUAGCUAACACGACACUUGAGCUGGCACCGCGUGCGGGGGUUAAGCCACUCGUUGCGACACUGGCAGCCCACAUCACAGCUGUCCUGUUUCUGAUCCAGCUCCCCACUGACGCGCCCACGAAGGACAGGCCCUGCCACCCACGUGGAAGACCCACAUGGAGUUCCUGGCUCCUGGCUUUGGAGCAACCACUUGGGGAGUGAACCAGCAGAUGGGAGAUUUUCUCUCUCAUCACUCUACCUUUCAAAUAAAUAAUCUUAAAAAAAAAAAAAAAAAAA